AUGCCGUCCUCGGCCCCCCUCAUCCGCUCCAAGGUCAAUAAAGCCCAUGGCCACAAAACCGACAUCCCCAUCAGCUACGACAUCAACAUCCCCUAUGUCGACGUCGACAAGCUGUCCCAAAUCAACACCCCAUACCCGCAGUAUCUGCCCACCUGGGACCCGAUCUGGUUCGACCCACUGCCACACUUCGACUACGCCGAUCCCGCCCUGCGGGUGAAAGACCCCGCCAUGCGCAACCUGCUCACCCCCCACGCCAAAGUCACCCAUAUCCAGCCCAGCAUCGGCAGCGUCGUCGAGGGCGUGCAGCUGCACACCCUCUCCGACGCCGCCAAGGACGAACUCGCCCUGCUCAUCUCCCAGCGCAAAGUCCUCGCCUUCCCCGACCAGGACCUCAUCGACGCCGGCCCCGACGAGCAGGAGCGCUUUAUGCGCUACUUCGGCAAACCGAACUACCAGCCUGUCUCCGGCACCGUGCGCAAUCACCCGGCCUUCCACGUUAUCCACCGCGACGGCAAUCGCGACGAAAUCGCCCGCUUCCUCGAGCAGCGCACCACCACCACCCUCUGGCACCAGGACGUCAGCUACGAGAUCCAGCCGCCCGGCUAUGUCAUGCUGGGCCUGCUGCAGGGCCCCGAGGUCGGCGGCGACACCGUCUUCGCCGCCACCGACAUGGCCUACAAGCGGCUGUCGCCCACGCUGCGCGCCUUCCUCGACACGCUGAAGUGCGUGCACUCCUCGGCCAAGAUGAUCGCGCAUACCCGCUUGAUGGGCGGCCUGGUGCGCAAGGAUCCCGUGGACUCGGUGCACCCGCUGGUGCGCGUGCACCCGGUCACGGGCGAAAAGUGCCUGUUCCUCAACGCCGAGUUUAUCACCCGCAUCCAGGGCAUGAAGGAGCCGGAAGUAAAGUGGAUGCUGGAUUUCCUGAUGAAUCAUAUCGUGACGGGACAUGAUUUCCAGGCCCGCGUGCGCUGGCAGCCGCGGACGAUUGUCAUGUUUGAUAACCGGUCGACGACUCAUUCCGCCAUUGUGGACUAUCUCGACGAAGAAUACGGCGCCAAGGCCCGGCAUAUCUUCCGGCUGAUCGCGCUGGGCGAGAAGCCCAUUCCCGUGUACGACGAAUUCGAGUAA
Penicillium canariense is the source of this 1128-nucleotide messenger RNA. RefSeq names its product TauD/TfdA dioxygenase family protein. The transcript has 2 exons. Gene Ontology annotation, cellular component: cytoplasm. The coding region runs from base 1 to 1128 and encodes 375 amino acids. Gene Ontology annotation, molecular function: 2-oxoglutarate-dependent dioxygenase activity. NCBI's taxonomy places the organism in Eukaryota, Fungi, Ascomycota, Eurotiomycetes, Eurotiales, Aspergillaceae. The record is from RefSeq and is a predicted model, not a curated record.